UGUUCGCCAACUGAUCAACAGCAUGGGUUCCGGAAGUAAAGCUUUCAUGGCCUAUGUGGUAGAAGGCUUGGGGAACCUGCUAGACUGGGAUCAGGCGAUGGCGUACCAGAGGAAGAAUGGGUCGUUCUUCAACUCGCCGGCGACAACGGCCGCAGCUGCGAUCCACAACUACAACGGGAGAGCACUGGACUACUUGGAUACCCUCAUCAGCAAAUUCGGCAGCUCAGUGCCGACUGUGUAUCCGUGGAAUGCGUACUCCCGGCUUCGCAUGGUGGACACGUUGGAGAAGAUGGGGAUCGCCGUGGGCUUUUCCGGUGAAAUAGACAGCGUACUUGACAUGAUAUACAGCUCCUGGCUGGCCAACAAUGAGGAGAUAACGCAGGACAUGGCGACUUGCGCGAUGGCGUUCCGACUCCUGCGUUUGCACGGAUACGAUGUCGCGUCUGACAGGUUGACCCAAUUCAGCGAAGAAUCCAGCUUCCACGACUCGGUCCAAGGGCAUCUAAAUGAUAGCGAAGCAUUACUAGAACUGUACAAAGCAUCACAGGUUCAGAUCCUUAAGGAGGAGCCGAUCCUGGAAAACAUUGGCUCCUGGUCAGCUAAACUUCUGAACGAACAAUUGUGUUCCAACAAGAUUUCAAGAUCUGUAGACCCCGCAGAGGUGGAACAUGUGCUCAAAAUUCCCUUCUACGGCACUUUGGACCGACUGGAGCACAGGUGGAACAUUGAACAUUCUAAGAUAGGGGGCUUCCAGAUGCUAAAAUCAGCAUACCGCGAUUGUCAGGUAGACGAAGGAAUGGUCGCGCUGGCAGCUGAUGGGUUCCAUGCCUCCCAGGUUUGGUACCAACAAGAGCUUUAGAACCUCAAGAGCUGGGUGAAAGAGAUGUGACUGGAGGAGCUGCAGUUCGCGAGAGUGAUGCCGCUGGUCUGCUAUUUGCCACCUGCUUCCACCAAGUUCCGCUCUGAGCUAUCCGAGGCUCGCGAUGCCUAUGCCAUCGAGAACAUCCUGGUGACCAUGGUCGAUGACUUUUUCGACAUUGGGGCAUCAAAUUAAGGAAGAGAUGGAGAACCUCGUCGCGCUGAUUGAGAAGUACCAAAACUCGCAUGCACCUUAGAAUAUGCCCUUCACUUGAUGCAUCAUUUCCUGCAUGCUGAUCGACAAUGUCCAUCAGUAGUUCAGUAAUUUGAUAAAUUUAGUUCAAUAUUUUGAUGAUUAUUUUUCCUAGCAAUAUAGGUGGGUGUACGAUAACAUUGCCAUUUAUAUAUUUACAAAUACGUGGUCGCAGGUGGGACGCGCACGAAGAAGUUGGCUUUUGCUCCGAGAGUGUGAAGAUUGUUUUCCGCGCCAU
This is a messenger RNA of Panicum virgatum (switchgrass), 1349 nucleotides long. Its product is annotated as dolabradiene synthase KSL4, chloroplastic-like. The record is from RefSeq and is a predicted model, not a curated record. The coding region runs from base 23 to 859 and encodes 278 amino acids. Gene Ontology annotation, molecular function: terpene synthase activity; magnesium ion binding. NCBI's taxonomy places the organism in Eukaryota, Viridiplantae, Streptophyta, Magnoliopsida, Poales, Poaceae. Gene Ontology annotation, biological process: diterpenoid biosynthetic process. The transcript is spliced from 7 exons.